Spodoptera littoralis (African cotton leafworm) is the source of this 561-nucleotide messenger RNA. The record is from the annotation of a GenBank genome assembly. Lineage: Eukaryota; Metazoa; Arthropoda; Insecta; Lepidoptera; Noctuidae.
AUGGACAAUGCACGUGAUGCACUAAUUGAGUCGUGGCUGGCUGAAGUUGAUGUCGGAAUGUCUGAUGAAGAAGUUGACAACUUAGAAGAAGAAGUCCAUCAAUCGGAAUCCGAGCAAGAGCAAGUCAUACCGGGUGAGAGAUCUGACGAAAGCUCUGAAGAUGAUCUACCUCAGCAACGCCGCCGGCGCACUGACUUUUAUAAAGGAGUAGAUGAUACAUUGUGGGCAUAUAAAAGGACUAAGAAUGGAGUUGACCUGGUGGCUAAAAUGUGUUCCAUGUAUGAUGUAGCGAGAAACUCAAGAAGAUGGUCUCUUACAAUUUUUUUCCGCUUGCUGAAUUUGAGUGCAUUCAAUGCAUUGUGUAUUUACACAGCAAACAGGAAUUAUGAACCUGUGAGCCGACGUGAGUUCCUAAUUGACUUGUCUCUGGCAUUGAUGAAGCUACUAGCACAGAAGAGACUUGAAAAUAAAUCGUUACCAAGAACUCUAACAAUCAGAAUAAAAGAUUUUCUUGGAAUACCAAUUGGGUUAAGUUUCAGCAUACGUAAUAACGUAUGCUGA